Molecule: messenger RNA, 1617 nt
Organism: Paraphaeosphaeria sporulosa
Lineage: Eukaryota; Fungi; Ascomycota; Dothideomycetes; Pleosporales; Didymosphaeriaceae
Exons: 3
Coding region: 213-1466 (417 amino acids)
Biological process (GO): pyrimidine nucleotide-sugar transmembrane transport
Cellular component (GO): intracellular membrane-bounded organelle; Golgi membrane
Molecular function (GO): pyrimidine nucleotide-sugar transmembrane transporter activity
Source: RefSeq, a predicted model, not a curated record
CCACGCGCUGCCCUGCCUGAGUCAACCACCACCCUACCGCAGCGCGAGCUGCCUGUUUUCGCUCUUCUGCCUUCCAUCCGAUCUUCACUCUCUUCGAGUUGUAUAGCUCCUCUUCCGGGAGCGUCUUUCUUUGUUGCAUCCCUUAAACUCACAUCUGUUACUCUCGAUAGCACCGAUCGGCCACUGCUCCGGUACAGGACACCGUCACCAUCAUGGCGGUCAAAGCUGUCGUUCCGUUUCUCGUGGCCAUGAUGCUGCUGACUGGAGUGUGCAACACGCUCUUGACAAAGUAUCAGGACAUGCAAUGCGUCCAGAACUGCGAUGCGCCCUCGAAGGAGUACCGCAAGCACUUCGAACAGCCCGUUCUACAAACACUCCAGAUGUUUAUCGGCGAGUCGGGCUGCUGGCUCGUCAUCGGCGUGUUCUCCGCGUGGCAGCGCUUUGCGUCGCGCCGCGCAGGCUACGAAGCCAUUCCAGAGGACGGAGCUGCUACGCCUGCGUCGGAUGGCAGCGACACACCCGAUGUCGCAAACCCGUUAUUGCCUGCGCAUCCAGAUGAGGAAGGGCGCGUGGCGCUUACCGGAACAAACAUCCUGCUCUUGGCUCUGCCCGCAUGUUGCGACAUUGCAGGAACUACGCUUAUGAAUGUUGGUCUACUGUUCGUCGCUGCGAGUAUCUACCAGAUGACUAGAGGAGCACUGGUGCUCUUCGUUGGCCUGUUCAGCGUGUGGUUCUUGAAGAGACACCUAGGCCUGUACAAGUGGUUCUCUCUCUUCGUGGUAGUCUUCGGUGUGAUGAUAGUUGGUCUUGCCGGCGCUAUCACCAAGGACGACAAAGCGACUCCAUCACACGCAGCGCUUGCGGAGAAUGCGAUGAGCAUCCUCAGAAGAGAAGAGACGGCCAUGACCGCGCCAAGCCAGGCUGUCAUGACUGUCAUAGGUGUACUCUUAAUUGCCGGUGCGCAAAUCUUCACUGCCACCCAGUUUGUCCUGGAAGAACGCAUCAUGGAGAAGUACUCGAUGGAGCCCAUCAAAGUGGUCGGUUGGGAAGGCGUCUUCGGCUUCCUUGUCACGCUAUUCGUUAUGAUUAUUUUGCACUUCGCCAUCGGAACUGGGUACUUCAACGCAAGGGAGGGUCUGUACCAGAUGACGCACUUCCCAGCCAUCGCCGUCAGCUCUAUUCUCAUCAUGAUCAGUAUUGGUGGCUUCAACUUCUUCGGCCUCAGCGUCACGCGCACCGUCUCCGCGACCUCGCGGUCCACUAUCGACACCUGCCGCACUCUUUUCAUCUGGGUUGUCUCUCUCGGGCUUGGCUGGGAGACUUUCAAGUGGCUCCAGGUGCUGGGUUUCGCACUGCUCGUGUACGGCACCUUCGUCUUCAACGACCUGGUCAGGCCGCCGCUGAAGAGCUGCGUCGAGAGGAAGCCUGAACCUCUCCUUGCCGAGGACCCCAUUGAGCACUUGUAGAUAAGCGGGACGCAAUGGGCUUGUAAAUAUUUGAGUUUGACUGCAGCAUGGAGAUUGGUGUUUGGGUAUGAUCGCGGAAGAACCGGGGUCAUAGAGCGAUAUUGUUACAGCACUUUGAAUCGUACUUCAAUCAAACCAAACCUUUUUCGAC